UGCCUGGUUUUUUAUGUUUGAAAGCACUUCUAAAAGAGAGAAAUCAACUAAUAUAUUAGCUGUUAGACUGGGAAUUGCAUGUUAAAAUGUGUUAAAAUUUUAAUUGCAUGUUAAAAUGAGGCUGUGUAUUUUUGUCCUUUGUGUAAUAUAUUUAUCUAUUUAUAUUUUUAACUGUCUUCAUAUUUAAGUUUUAAACAGAAAGUUAAUUUAUUCACUUUAUUAUAGCAUUUUUGUGCUUAGAUAAUUUUUGCAUAGUAUAUUUGCUAUUUUAUUUGAUGCUAUUGUAUUGUGAUGUUGUUGGCCAAUUCAUGGUUCUUUUUGGAGGAAAAGCAAGAUAUAAAUAAAUAGUGAUGAUGAUGACUAUGUAACUUUUUUCAACAAAAUUAUAUUAGAAGCUGCUGUGGCUGCAGGGAAUACAGAAUUUCUACAGCUUCACAGAACAUAACAGUUCUUAUUCUCAUAAAUCAAAGGCAUAGUCAGCAUUGGUGAAAGUAAUGUCCAGGAGUUGAUUGUGGCAGCCGACAUGUUCCAGCUCACAGAAGUGGUGGAUCUUUGCUGUGAAUUUCUAAAGGGACAGAUUGAUCCUAUGAACUGCAUUGGACUCUUCCAGUUCUCCGAGCAAAUUGCCUGUCAUGAUCUGCUAGACUUCACAGAGAAUUAUAUCCAUGCCCACUUCCUAGACAUCCAGAAUGGAGAGGAAUUCCUAGCCCUGACAAAAGACCAGCUUAUUAAGAUCCUGCGAAGUGAGGAGCUGAGCAUAGAGGAUGAGUACCAGGUGUUCACUGCUGCAAUGCAAUGGAUUCUAAAGGAUUUGGGUAGAAGGAAAAAAUACGUUGUGGAAAUACUGGAUACAGUUAGAUUUCCAUUGCUACCCCCACAAAGACUCUUGAAGUACAUAGAAGGUGUUCCUGAUUUCAGUCUUCGGGUGGCCCUUCAAACCCUCUUAAAAGAGUACUGUGAAGUGUGCAAAUCUCCCAAAGAAAGCAAGGUUAGCAGUUUUCUGCAGGCAGCUAAGGCACGUCCUCGGAGGAAAGCCAGGAAGUACCUCUAUGCAGUAGGUGGAUAUACCCGCUUGCAAGGAGGCCGUUGGAGUGACAGCAGAGCACUUAGCUGUGUGGAGCGUUUUGACACUUUCAGUCAGUACUGGACUACAGUGUCUUCCUUACACCAGGCUCGCAGUGGCUUGGGAGUUGCAGUGGUAGGAGGAAUGGUCUAUGCUAUUGGAGGUGAAAAAGAUUCCAUGAUUUUUGACUGCACUGAACGCUAUGAUCCUAUUACUAAGCAGUGGGCAACUGUAGCUUCCAUGAAUCAUCCUCGCUGUGGACUAGGAGUUUGUGCCUGUUAUGGGACUAUCUAUGCAUUUGGAGGCUGGGUUGGAGCAGAGAUUGGCAGUUCAAUUGAACGUUUUGAUCCUGAAGAAAACAGUUGGGAAGUGGUGGGCAGCAUGGCUGUACCACGCUACAAUUUUGGGUGCUGUGAAAUGCAAGGUUUAAUUUAUGUUGUUGGUGGCAUUGGCAAUGAAGGAAUAGAACUGUGUUCUGCAGAAGAGUAUAACCCAAUAUCUAAGCGCUGGUCUGUACUCCCUGAAAUGGGAACCAGAAGGGCAUACCUGGGUGUGGCUGCUCUGGAUGACUGCAUCUAUGCUGUUGGAGGAUGGAAUGAGAAUCAAGAUGCUCUUCCAACUGUUGAGAAAUAUUCCUUUGAAGAGGAGAAAUGGGUGGAAGUUGCUUCAAUGAAGGCCCCAAGAGCCGGAGUAUGCGUUGUUGCUGUGAAUGGCCUCCUUUAUGCCACAGGAGGCAGAACUGCUAGCUAUGAUUCAGCUGCCCCAGUAACUUCAGAUUCUGUGGAGGUUUAUAACCCACAUACGGAUACAUGGACUGAAAUUGCAAACAUGAUCACCAGUCGUUGUGAAGGUGGCAUAGCAGUGCUCUGAAGAAUGCAGUACUUGUACAAAAUUUGGAGUGUGAAUUAAGUGACUGAGAGAUGUUGAGGUUUUUGGUAACUCCCAAGAAAGAGUGGCUACAAUUAGAAUACACUUCCAAAACACAUGCAACUGUUCACUGCACUAUAUCUUUGUGAAGCACAUGACUUUUGACACAUGGGAAAUCUGUCAUCAGCUAGGGCAGGGGUGGGGAACCUUUUGCCCCAGAUAUUGAUCAGGGAUGAUAGGAGUUACAGUCUAUCCACAUCCAGAAGACUGUAGAUUCCUCACUUCUGUGCUUGAAGAUAACUGGAAUGAGUUUAGGCUUACUUGCUUUGAAACUGAGAAUUUAACCUAGUUAUUGUAACAUUUUAAGGUGAGUGCAAAGUAGCCAAAUUCUCAUGAAAAUCCAUAAAGCUAUUUAUUUAAGAACA
Molecule: messenger RNA, 2355 nt
Organism: Varanus komodoensis (Komodo dragon)
Lineage: Eukaryota; Metazoa; Chordata; Lepidosauria; Squamata; Varanidae
Gene: IPP
Product: intracisternal A particle-promoted polypeptide
Exons: 8
Coding region: 524-1933 (469 amino acids)
Molecular function (GO): actin binding
Source: RefSeq, a predicted model, not a curated record